Molecule: messenger RNA, 1824 nt
Organism: Acanthamoeba castellanii str. Neff
Lineage: Eukaryota; Discosea; Longamoebia; Acanthamoebidae
Exons: 7
Coding region: 1-1824 (607 amino acids)
Source: RefSeq, a predicted model, not a curated record
AUGCCCUCAGAGGCCGUGCAGGCGACCGGACGUGCCCACCUGUGCUCGGACGUGCCCCUCCGCAAGCGCGGACGCCCGCGCAAGGGCAAAGACGACGCAGUGCAGCAAGAGUCAGUGGCCACCGACGCGGCCAGCGCACGCAAAGCAAACCACCGCCACAAGACGCCCUCUGCUGCUCCCCUCGCCGUCGCACCGGCGCCGACUCAGGCCGAGGCCUGGACGCCCACGUCACCACCGCAGCAAACAGGCCGACCCGCCCACACACCACAGGCCCGGUCGACACAAGCCCAGGGUCCACCGAGGCCACAACCCACGCAUCUGCCGCACCAUAGCGCACGCAGUGGUGGCGGCGCCGGCGGCCAACUCGAGUCGGACAGCGCGGCAGCAGCCGGCAGCGGCGACGGCGGGGCGACGGGAGAGGACCGCGAGGUGCUGAGCAAGCUCAACCUGCUGACGAGCAUGGUGGAGAUGAUGGCCGGCGAGAUGCGGGAGAUGCGCCGGGACCACGAUAAGCUUAAGACCAAGCUGCGCAAGGUGGUGGGCAAGAUGAAGGACGUCAAGGCCAAGCAGGCCCAGGCCGACAUCCGCUCGUCCCUCGCCUUCGCGCAGAUUCAGCACCAGCAUCAGCACCAGUACCAGCACCAGCAGCACAACUACAACCAACCCCACCACAACCAACAACAACACAGCCACGGCCAGCACCACACGCAGCAGCAGCAGCAGAACGAGUGGCAGGCGACUGGACCACUGCCGCGUAAGCGACAGCGGCUCGCGUACGACGACGAGGACGAUUACGAGGAUGAGGUGGUGCAGAUGCGGGGCUACGGCUACGGCGGCGGCAGUGGCUUCGAGGAGCAGCAACAGCAACAGCAGCGAAGAGGCCUCGGAGGCGACAGCGGAGAGGCUGAGCAGGGCCACCACCACUCGACGCUGGUGCCGCUGCCGCUGGUACCGGUUCACUCGCGGUCGAUCGUGGAGGAGGUCGGCCGGUUCGCGCCCUUCCUCGCCCAGUACAACGUCUCGGAACACGCGUUUGCCGUUCGCGACCUGAGUCGGCCGAUCUGUGUGAUCGUGUUCCGGUCGGUGUACGACCCCGCGCCGCCGCUCCUGCUGUACGCCAACAGCGCGUUCGCCGACCUGCUGUCCUACUCUUGCGGUGAGCUGGUGGGAUCGCCGAUCCAUAACAUCUGCGUGCCCAACCGGAAGUUGACCGCUCAGUUCGCCUCCCUGUGCAUUAAUCAGAAACCCAUGUCGGCCAGUGUGGUGUAUUUCAUGACUCCGCUGUUUCGGCGGAGGGACGGGCGGAUGCUGCGCACCCAACAGAACGUGCAAUUCUUUUACGAUGCCCAGGGCCAUGUCAAGUACGUGCUGUCGAACUUGCUCGAUUGGCGCGAGGACCAACUGCGCGACGGUGAGGAGCUGGGCCAAUGGCUGCCGCUGGCCGACUUUCUGCCCGUCUCCUCUUCGUCACCGGCGUCCGACUCGUCCUCCCCAUCUCCCAUUCCCGCACCAUCACCAUCGUCGUCGUCUGCCCACCACUGGCCAAGGAGCCAGCCGCCAGCGCCGUCGGCGACAACGUGGAAUGCACACACGGCCAGCAGCGCGGCUGUAGAGGAGGCCCGCGGCCACCACCAGACCUUCCAGCACAUGCCAGCGACUAACCAUCAACCACCACUGGCACAACACCAUAGCCACCACCAGCAUCACCACCACCGGCAGUACCACUACCAAACAGCAGCCCCGAUGGCAGCGCCCUCGCCCCCACUAAGCGACUUCUCCUACCCGCCUCCAUCCACAUCACCAUGGCACGACCAUUUCCUGUAA